Messenger RNA from Echinops telfairi (small Madagascar hedgehog), 3052 nucleotides. RefSeq names its product protocadherin gamma-B3. Gene Ontology annotation, cellular component: plasma membrane. The record is from RefSeq and is a predicted model, not a curated record. Gene Ontology annotation, molecular function: calcium ion binding. The coding region runs from base 136 to 2604 and encodes 822 amino acids. The transcript has a single exon. Gene Ontology annotation, biological process: homophilic cell-cell adhesion. NCBI's taxonomy places the organism in Eukaryota, Metazoa, Chordata, Mammalia, Afrosoricida, Tenrecidae.
CUCAGCUGCCGAGUCUCCAUCGGAAAACAGAUCCGCCAAGACAAAGCAGGUAAUCGCGCCUCCUCAGAGAACCAUUGGCACCUUUUAGCCAGCGCCGCUCCUGGAAAGCAGAAAGGCAAAGGGGCAGGGAGCGGGAUGGGAAGCCCGUGGGAAUCCCGGAGAGGACGGAGAGGCCAGACUGGGCGGCCGCAAACGCCCUUUCUCUUCCUGCUGCCUUUGUUCUGCCCCGCGCUCUCUGCGCAGGUCCGCUAUGCGAUCCCAGAGGAGCUGGCCCGGGGCUCGCUGGUGGGCAACCUCGCCAAAGACCUGGGCCUAAGCUUGCGGGAUUUGCCUACUCGAAACCUGCGGGUUAGUACGGAGAAGAAAUUCUUUACCUUGAGCCCCGAGAACGGGGACUUAUUUGUGAGCCACCGGAUAGACAGAGAGCAGAUCUGCGGAAAGAAGCCCACGUGUGUCCUGGAGUUUGAAAUGGUUGCUGAAAAGCCUUUAAACUUUUUUCACAUAUCGGUGGAGAUACAGGAUGUCAACGACAACCCUCCGAUCUUUAGCCAAAAUACCACUGAGCUGGAAAUCAGCGAGCUGGCGCUCCCUGGAGCCACCUUUGCCCUGGAAUCUGCCCAAGAUUCGGAUGUAGGUGUCAAUUCCCUGCAGCAGUACUCCCUCAGUCCCGACCCGCACUUCUCUUUGACUCAGAAGGAGAACCCAGAUGGCAGCCGGUACCCGGAGCUGGUAGUGAAGGAGCCCCUGGACAGGGAGGAGCAGUGCUACCAUCAGCUGACUCUCAUUGCCGUGGACGGGGGCGAGCCAUCCAGGAGCAGCACUACCCAGAUCAGGGUGGUUGUUGCAGACGCAAAUGAUAACCCCCCAGUGUUCCCCCAGGACGUGUACAGGGUCAGCGUUCAGGAGAGCCUGCCUGCGGGCUCCUCGCUACUGACAGUGACUGCCACUGACCCAGAUGAGGGCAUCAAUGCCCAGGUCACCUACGCCUUCAUUAACAUUGAUAAGGCAGCAAGGCAAGUGUUCAAACUGGAGAGUAAGACAGGGGAACUCACCCUUGGUGGAGGGCUGGACUUUGAAGAGAGAGAGAGCUACACACUUGGAGUGGAAGCAAAGGAUGGGGGACAUCACGCUACUCGUUGUAAAAUACAAAUAGAUGUUUUGGAUGAAAACGACAAUGCCCCAGAGAUAACCCUUGCUUCGGAAUCCAAACAUAUACAAGAAGAUGCCAAGCUGGGGACUGUUGUGGCCCUGAUCAGAAUGCAUGAUCUAGACUCAGGAGUUAAUGGGGAGAUCCUGUGCCAACUAAAAGGGAAUUUCCCGUUUAAAAUAGUCCAGGAUACAAAAAAUACAUACAAGCUAGUGACCGAUGGAAUCCUGGACCGGGAGCAGACAGCAGAGUACAAUGUCACCAUAGUGGCCACUGACAAGGGCAAUCCAGCCCUCUCCACCAUCAUGAGCGUCACCCUGCACAUCAAGGACGUCAAUGACAAUGCUCCGGAUUUCCACCAGGCCUCCUAUGUGGUCCACGUGACUGAAAACAACCCUCCUGGAACCUCCAUCACGCAAGUCAGCGCCUCCGAUCCGGAUCUGGGACCCAAUGGCCAAGUCUCCUACUCCAUCGUGGCCAGCGACCUGGACCCGCGGGCGCUGUCGUCCUACGUGUCCGUGGGCGCGCACAGCGGGGUAGUGUUCGCGCAGCGCGCCUUCGACCACGAGCAGCUGCGCGCUUUCCAGCUGACACUGCAGGCGCGUGACCAGGGCUUGCCCGCGCUCAGCGCCAACGUCAGCCUGCGCGUGCUGGUGGGCGACCGCAAUGACAAUGCGCCCAGGGUGCUGUACCCCACGCUGGAACCUGAUGGCUCCGCUCUCUUCGACAUGGUGCCGCGCUCAGCGCAGCCUGGCUACCUGGUCACCAAGGUGGUGGCGGUGGACGCAGACUCAGGACACAAUGCCUGGCUGUCCUACCACGUGCUGCAGACCAGUGAGCCCGGGCUCUUCGGCGUGGGGUUUCGCACAGGCGAGGUGCGCACCGCGCGUGCCUUGGGUGACAGGGAUGCGACCCGCCAGCGGCUGCUGAUCGCUGUGCGAGAUGGAGGACAACCACCCCUGUCGGCUACAGCAACGCUGCACCUGGUCUUCGCAGACAGCCUGCAGGAGGCGCUGCCGGACCUCAAAGAUCGCCCUGAGCCCUCUGACCCUCAAGCUGAGCUGCAGUUUUACCUGGUGUUGGCUUUGACCUUGGUUUCGGUGCUUUUCCUCCUUGCCGUGACCCUUGCCGUUGCCCUGCACUUGCAUCGUUCCUCCAGCCCCACAGCGUGGGGCUGUUUCCAGCCAGGUCUCAGCUCCAAAUCCGGACCUGUUAUUGCGCACAACUACAGCGAGGGGACUUUGCCUUAUUCCUAUAAUCUCUGUGCUGCCUCACAUUCCUCGAAGACAGAGUUUAAAUUCCUCAAUAUAAAUCUGGAAAAUGCUCCACCGCAAGACCUUCUAUGUGAUGAAGCCUCUUGGGUUGAAAAUAGCAGCAAUGACAAUCCCCAAAUAACUUCCAAUCCAGUCAAUGUGCAACAGGUGAGUGUCUUCCAAAUCCCUGCGUUUUAUAAAUAGAGUUAGGGUUCCAUUUAUUAUACCAGAGGAAGAAAAGUAUACAGGCAAAAUACCAGUAUGUUCCGAUCUAGGUCUGUUUGUUAAUUUCUCUGAGUGUUGGGUGGGGGAGGAUAUAUAGUAUAGGCUUAUCUCUACUGCCAUUGUUCUUUUGUAAAAAGUGGCCAACAUAUGAUGCUCCUGAAUUGCUUGUUAGUUAUCAAGUACAAUCUGGAAGAAUUUAAUGCAUUAGUACUCUCAUGGUCAAAAUCUAGAAUUUAAGGUAAAGUUAGACAAUUAAGUCAUUUACUAGUUUUAACUCAGAAAAAUGUAUUUGAUACUUUCAGCCCUGAAAUAUAUAUGUAAUAUGUAGCCUAAGUAAAUUCACUUUGUUUUAAAUUCAUAUUUUUAAAAGUUAUACAGAUAUGACCUAAGUUAGGAUGGUACUUUAUGUAGAUGUCAAUAAACCUAA